AUUCAUAACAUUUACCAACACUAAGCUCUAUCGAUAAAUUAUCGUUUCUGCUUAAUCUUUUCCGUCAUAGUAAUUAAUGUAAACAAAACUAAAUUUUCCGGCAUCGCAAAGAAAACUUAAUAAUAAUGGCCGAUGCAUGGGACAUAAAGUCACUUAAAACAAAGCGCAAUACUCUGCGUGAAAAAUUGGAAAAGCGCAAAAAGGAACGAUUCGACAUACUGUCAGACAAACAAGAGGAUCAGUCGAACCCAAAAAAAGAGCUCGUUGAAGCCGAUGUAGACGUACAAAAAGCUGUACUUCAAGCGCUCAGUGCUAGCACUCUUGUGCUACCCAUUGUCUCCACGCAAGUUGUUGAUAAGGUCGGUUGUCUCAUGGAGAAGCCGCCAACGAUGGAAAUGGUCAACUUUAUACUCGGAAAGCUAGCUAAUCAAGGCGCUAUUGGAAUAAGAAAUGUCACAAUUGGUACAGAAGCUGGCUACGAAGUGAUCUCCGUACAAAAUAAGGAGCUGCUAGAGAUAUAUGAUGAUAUUAACGACAGUUGCCAGCAGAGUGAGGAGACGGAUGCUAAACGGAAGUCAGUAGAAACUGGGCAGGAUGAGGAGAAAGAUGCUGAGCGGUUACAACGCAAAAUACAAAAAAUUGACACAGGGACCGCACGCAAAGAGUCCACCAGCCUGGAUGCUUCCGAUGAUAUCAUGAUGUUGUUGUCCCUGCCCUCGACACGCGAAAAGCAAAGCAAGCAGGUUGGCGAGGAGAUACUCGAACUGCUGACCAAACCAACAGCCAAAGAGCGUUCAGUUGCAGAAAAGUUUAAAUCUCAUGGUGGUGCACAAGUCAUGGAGUUCUGCUCACACGGCACUAAAAUAGAGUGCCUUAAGGCGCAGCAGGUCGCCAACGAAAUGGCGGCAAAAAAGAAACUGGAGCGCCGCGAAGAGAAAGAAUUACGGAAUGCGGUUUCCGCCGAUGGGGCUAUUGCCAAUAGCAGUAAACUAGUCAAGUUGAGUUCGGAGGAUGCCGAAGAUGGUGAAAUUAUAGCAGAGACUCUAAACAAUUGUGACGCCGACUCGCAGGAAUCCACAGAUGACAGUGAAUCCUCUGGGGACUCAGACAAAUGCACAAAGCUGCAUUUUAAAAAAAUCAUUCAAUCGCACACGGACGAGUCACUGGGCGAUUGCAGUUUCCUGAACACCUGCUUCCACAUGGCCACUUGCAAGUACGUGCACUAUGAAGUGGACACGCUGCCGCAUAUCAACACGAACAAGCCGACGGAUGUUAAGACCAAGCUUAGCAUGAAACGCAGCAUCGACUCCAGUUGCACUUUGUAUCCACCGCAGUGGAUACAGUGUGAUCUACGCUUUCUGGACAUGACUGUGCUUGGUAAAUUCGCUGUCGUUAUGGCCGAUCCACCAUGGGAUAUACAUAUGGAGCUGCCUUAUGGCACCAUGUCUGACGAUGAGAUGCGCGCCUUGGGCAUUCCAGCACUGCAGGAAGAAGGUCUCAUAUUUCUAUGGGUAACAGGGCGUGCCAUGGAACUGGGGCGCGAUUGCCUAAAGCUUUGGGGAUAUGAACGUGUCGAUGAACUGAUCUGGGUGAAAACAAAUCAGCUGCAGCGUAUUAUUCGCACGGGCCGAACCGGUCACUGGUUGAAUCACGGCAAGGAGCAUUGUCUGGUUGGCAUGAAGGGCAAUCCGACAAAUCUAAAUCGCGGUCUCGACUGCGAUGUCAUUGUCGCAGAAGUACGUGCCACCAGCCACAAACCCGACGAGAUCUACGGAAUUAUUGAACGCCUCAGUCCAGGCACCCGCAAAAUUGAGCUCUUCGGCCGACCGCACAACAUUCAGCCGAACUGGAUAACGCUGGGCAAUCAGUUGGACGGCAUUCGUCUAGUCGACCCUGAGCUAAUUACCCAAUUCCAAAAGCGUUAUCCUGAUGGCAAUUGCAUGUCACCCACAGCGGCGGCAGUAAAUGCCAUUAAGAAUUAAACAAAUACACCGACAAUAAUUAUUAUAUUACAACUUUUAUAAAUACUAGUACGUUAAGAUUAAAGUAAAUAUUUAAAUAGAUUUUAUUGCUCAUUGGGACUUUGCGCGUAUUUACAAGUGUUGCUGGCGCUAAAUGAAUAUUAUGUAUCUA
This is a messenger RNA of Drosophila hydei, 2133 nucleotides long. It is a transcript of the gene Mettl3, whose product is annotated as N6-adenosine-methyltransferase MT-A70-like protein. Bases 126 to 1982 code for a protein of 618 amino acids. Gene Ontology annotation, cellular component: nucleus; RNA N6-methyladenosine methyltransferase complex. Gene Ontology annotation, molecular function: mRNA m(6)A methyltransferase activity; mRNA (2'-O-methyladenosine-N6-)-methyltransferase activity. The transcript is spliced from 3 exons. The record is from RefSeq and is a predicted model, not a curated record. NCBI's taxonomy places the organism in Eukaryota, Metazoa, Arthropoda, Insecta, Diptera, Drosophilidae.